CAGGCCAACACCAUCUCAUAUUCUGUUAUGAAAAACAAACACUCAAUCACCAUUGUUCUCAUUUGUGAAUUGCGAGUUUUAAUAUUCACGGAAAGGGCUUAGUUAAGAUUGAUUAAUACCCAAGAAAAGCAAAAUAGUACCCAGAGACUGUUCUGGUUGAGGAGAGGAGAAAUAAUCAUGGAGGAGGGGUUGCUGCUGAAGAAGAUAGAGGAAGAGAGCUGUGGCGGCGGCGAGAGGCGGCGGCGGGCGGCGGUUUGGGUGGAGGUGAAGAGGUUAGGGUAUUUGGCAGGGCCAAUGGUGGCUGUGAAUUUGUCACAGUAUCUGUUACAGGUUAUCUCAGUUAUGAUGGUUGGGCACUUGGGUGAGCUCUCUCUGUCUAGUACCUCCAUAGCCAUCUCUAUUGCUGGUGUCACUGGGUUCAGUUUUCUUUUAGGACUGGCAUGUGCACUGGAAACGCUUAAUGGGCAAGCCUAUGGAGCCAAGCAGUACUACAAACUCGGGACGCAAACAUACACUGGCAUUUUCUCUCUUGUUGUUGUUAGCAUCCCGCUAGCAAUCUUGUGGACAUAUAUGGGAGAAGUGUUAGUCUUCAUAGGCCAAGAUCCUCAGAUUUCACGAGAAGCGGGAAAGUUCUUAAAGUGGCUCGUUCCGGCACUAUUUGCUUGUUCAACUCUGCAGCCUCUCGUACGAUUCUUUCAGAUGCAAAGCAUGAUCUUUCCCAUGCUCCUAAGCUCGUGCAUUACGAUAUGCUUCCAUAUACCUCUCUGUUGGGCGCUGGUUUUCAAAUCUGGGUUAAGUAAUAUCGGGGCUGCAGUGGCUAUUGCUGUGUCUAUGUGGUUGAAUGUGAUUAUCCUCGCUUUGUACAUGAAGUUCUCCCCGGCUUGCGCCAGAACGCGCUCGCCAUUGUCAUGGGAAAUUUUUCAUGGAGUGAAAGAGUUCUUCAGAUACGCUAUACCAUCUACUGUCAUGAUUUGUCUCGAGUGGUGGUCAUUUGAGCUACUCGUGUUGCUGUCCGGUCUACUACCAAAUCCUCAGCUAGAAACUUCAGUUCUCUCUGUAUGCCUGAACACUGUGGGCACACUUUAUGCGAUUCCAUACGGGCUUGCUGGUGCUGUAAGCACGAGAGUUUCGAAUGAGCUGGGAGCUGGAAACCCGGAGGGGGCUCGACUAUCUGUUGUUUCUGUGAUGUUCAUUGCCGUGGCGGAGACAGUUGUAGUAACCGCAACCCUCUUUGCUUGCCGGCAUGUUUUUGGCUACGUUUAUAGCAACGAGAAGGAAGUGGUGGACUAUGUUGCGGAUAUGACCCCUCUCCUUUGUCUAUCGGUCAUAACCGAUAGCUUGCAAGGGACCCUUUCGGGUGUUGCAAGGGGAUGUGGGUGGCAGCACAUAGGAGCAUAUGUCAAUCUUGCUUCAUUUUAUCUUUGUGGAAUCCCCAUUUCUGCCUCAUUGGCUUUCUGGCUAAAUUUGAGAGGAAAAGGUCUUUGGAUUGGGAUUGUAACUGGUGCCACCCUGCAGACAAUUUUGCUAUCCAUAAUAACAAUUUGCACAAACUGGAACAAACAGGCUGCCCGGGCAAGGGAGAGACUUGUUGAGUGAAAACUACCUUCUCUUGAUGAGGCACUUGUAUGAAAGAGGAACCCUUAGAAAUGAGUCCUUUUUGGGGGCAGAAAGACAAUUGUGACAGGAUAAGAUGAAGUAAAAGAGAGGUCCAAAUUGCAUACCCUUUUUUGGCUCUCAGCAAAAUCAUGUGAUCAAAUACUAUGUAGAAGGCCAAGGCAAGGAGAAAUUCUUAGUUAUGAAUCGACGACAUUUUUGUAUCGUAUUGGACUAUUGGUUUAUGAUGCAUAAAGGUCUUUUAAUUCUAUAUAUUAUGGAGUACUCUUUAUUAUUAAAACACUUGUUUGUAAAGUAGUCCAUUCAUCCCAUUUUAUGUAUCCGGUUAUGUUAAUGAGACUUGACUGAAGUUAUUUUUAGUUCAA
Molecule: messenger RNA, 1979 nt
Organism: Ipomoea nil (Japanese morning glory)
Lineage: Eukaryota; Viridiplantae; Streptophyta; Magnoliopsida; Solanales; Convolvulaceae
Product: protein DETOXIFICATION 12-like
Exons: 7
Coding region: 178-1596 (472 amino acids)
Biological process (GO): xenobiotic detoxification by transmembrane export across the plasma membrane
Cellular component (GO): membrane
Molecular function (GO): antiporter activity; xenobiotic transmembrane transporter activity
Source: RefSeq, a predicted model, not a curated record